AUGACGACUCGUUUGCUCCAGCUUACUCGUCCUCAUUACAGAUUAUUAUCCUUACCUUUAAAGAAAGCCUUCAAUAUACAAAGGCAGAUGUCUUUUACGGGCCCUUCUCCGUUUAACAGUUAUUUAAACACGAUCACUAAAUCCCUACAACAGAAUUUACAAACAUGCUUUCAUUUUCAAGCGAAUGAAAUCGAUAUUAUCGAAUCUCCAUCGCAAUUUUACGACCUCUUGAAGUCAAAAAUACUUAGUUCACAAAAUAGAAUAUUUAUUGCGUCUCUAUAUUUAGGCAAAAGCGAGACUGAGUUGGUGGACUGUAUAUCUCAGGCAUUGUCCAAGAACCCCAAUUUAAAAGUUUCUUUUCUACUCGAUGGUCUUCGAGGAACAAGAGAAUUACCUUCCACCUGUUCCGCCACUUUGUUAUCGUCACUAGUGGCCAAAUAUGGGUCACAAAGAGUGGAUUGCCGAUUGUAUAAGACUCCUGCUUACCGUGGUUGGAAAAAAGUCUUGGUUCCUAAAAGAUUUAAUGAAGGUUUAGGCUUACAACAUAUGAAAAUAUAUGGGUUUGAUAAUGAGGUCAUUCUUUCAGGUGCCAACCUUUCCAACGACUAUUUUACCAACAGACAAGACAGAUACUAUCUCUUUAAAUCUAGGAACUUCUCCAAUUACUAUUUUAAAUUACAUCAACUUAUAAGUUCCUUCAGUUAUCAGAUUGUGAAGCCAAUGAUGGAUAAUCAUGUCAACAUUAUUUGGCCAGAUUCGAACCCUACUGUCGAACCAGCAAAAAAUAAAAGGCUGUUUUUAAGAGAAGCAUCUCAAUUACUCGACAGCUUUUUACUAAGUUCUAAACAAAGCCUCCCAGUUACUUCAACGGGUCAAUUCUCCACAAUAGUCUACCCAAUUUCUCAAUUCACACCGCUUUUCCCUAAAUAUAAUGACAAAUCGACCGAAAAAUCAACGAUAUUGUCAUUACUUUCCAAUAUAACAAACAAUGCCAUUUCUUGGACAUUCACCGCAGGAUACUUCAAUAUCCUUCCAGACAUCAAAGCAAAACUGCUGGCAACGCCAGUUACUGAGGCAAAUGUAAUAACUGCUUCCCCAUUUGCAAACGGCUUUUAUCAAUCGAAGGGUGUCUCAUCAAAUUUACCUGGCGCUUACCUAUACUUGUCCAAAAAAUUUUUACAAGACGUUUCUAAAUACAACCAAGAUCAUGCUAUCACAUUAAGAGAAUGGCAAAGAGGCGUAGUAAAUAAGCCUAAUGGCUGGUCAUAUCAUGCAAAAGGUAUUUGGCUUUCUACUCGUGAUAAAAGUGAUUCCGAUAACUGGAAACCCUUUAUCACCGUUAUAGGAUCUUCCAAUUAUACGAGAAGGGCGUAUUCGUUAGAUUUGGAAUCGAAUGCUCUCAUUAUUACAAGGGAUGAAGAGUUAAGAAAAAAAAUGAAAGCAGAGUUAGAUAAUUUAUUACAAUAUACAAAACCCGUAACUCUAGAAGACUUUCAGUCAGACCCAAAAAGACAUAUUGGCACUGGUGUAAAGAUAGCUACCUCUGUUUUGGGUAAAAAACUUUAG
Molecule: messenger RNA, 1566 nt
Organism: Saccharomyces paradoxus
Lineage: Eukaryota; Fungi; Ascomycota; Saccharomycetes; Saccharomycetales; Saccharomycetaceae
Gene: PGS1
Product: CDP-diacylglycerol--glycerol-3-phosphate 3-phosphatidyltransferase
Exons: 1
Coding region: 1-1566 (521 amino acids)
Biological process (GO): cardiolipin biosynthetic process
Cellular component (GO): mitochondrion
Molecular function (GO): CDP-diacylglycerol-glycerol-3-phosphate 3-phosphatidyltransferase activity
Source: RefSeq, a predicted model, not a curated record